CAUGGAUCUACUUAUUAUUUUCCAUCAAUAGCAAAGAAUGGUGCUUGUUUCUGAUACUUACCGGGCUCUCCGGCCGAAAUUAUCCAAAGAAAAGAGAUCAUUCAAAUGAAUUCUUCUAAUCCUCAUUUCCCGUUCAAGUCCCCCAAACCCUAAUCAAUCAAACCCGAUUUCUGUCGUCGUGUAUUGGAAUCCUAUUACCACCUGCAAGUCUACAGCAAGAAUUCUGACCGCGGAGCGGAUCGAUUUCGUGUUUAAGAGGGAUAUUUUUUCUGGAUUAAGGUGCGCGGCUAUGGAUCCCGAUGGGCUAACGCCAGCCCGGGAUGAUGUUGGUUCCGGCGGUGCUUUUCGGAAGCCGUCUAGUGAUGCUGCUCACCGGAAAUACCGGCGUCGGUCUCCAGCUGGCGGAUCGUCCUCCGACGGUAGUCCUGCGCGGGAGAGAAGCUUGAGUCCAAUUCCAAAUAGGAAAUAUCGUGAUAAAAAUGCUGAUUCUCGGCGAAGAAAGGAUGAUGAGAAGGAAGGGAGAGACAAUGAAAGGAGUUGGGAGUCACCCAGAUAUUCUGACCGACAAUCCUCUAGGAAUUCUCUUAGUCACCGCAAGCAUGAUAGUAAUACAAGGAAUUGCAAUGGAGAUAAUGGUGAGAGGGAUUAUUCUAAGUUAUAUUCUCAUCACCAUCGGGACUCAAGUGGAAGAGAUUAUUCUGAUAGAGGCAGUUCUAGUAAGAGGUAUUCUAACUCUGGCAUUGAAGAUGGUAUGCAUCGAGAAAGGGAUAUGCGUAAGGAGUAUAGAAGUAGGCAUGAUGAGAAGAAGGAUCAUAAAAGGAACGUGGAGUUGGAUGGUGAAAAGUACACCAAAGAUGAUAAAAAUAAAUUUGAUAACGAGGAAAAGCUCAAGGAGAGGCACAUUCGUGAAAAAGAUAAGUAUGAAGACAGAAAGUUUUCGGCAAGGAGGUCCAAAUUUGAUGAUAUUGAUGGUGUCAGCACAGAACACGGAAAAGAUGAUCUGAAGCCAGUAAUGGCAGACAAAAAACAAUCUUCAAUUUCAAAGCAAGGGCACAUGCCUUCUAGUGAAGUCACUUUGGAAGCAGGCGUGAAAGAUUCUGAUAUAGAUGUCGCAAAAGUUGCUGCCAUGAAGGCUGCUGAAUUAGUUAAUAAGAAUCUUGUUGGGACUGGUUACUUGACUGCUGAUCAGAAGAAGAAGCUAUUAUGGGGAAAUAAAAAGAGCACGGAUAAUACUGAAGAGUCUGCUCGUCGCUGGGAUACAUCAAUGUUUGGUGAUCGUGAACGCCAGGAAAAAUUCAACAAGCUCAUGGGUGUGAAGGGUGACACAAAGACGGAGCAUAAACCAGACGUUCAUGAUGCAGAUAAGCAGAAGGAGCUCCAGAUGGAGUUGGAGAAGCAGUACACUGCUGGGCUUCGUCGAAGAGAUGGCCGUACGGUUGGGUUAGGACUCUAAGAAACUCUCUCCUUUGUUGUCCGCAUGGAUUUCUAGACUUGGGCAAAACUAGUUAUUAAGGCUCUGUUUGGAAUAACAUUCAAUAUUUAUCUAGCGUUAGCGUUUUGGACCAUUUAUCAACGCUUCAGUUGUCUAGAUCAGCUUCCAAAAAAGCUAAAGCUAAAAGUUAUGCUUGGAUAGCAUCUUCAAAACGCUAGCGUUAAACUCCAUUGCUAAUGCCAAACAGGCCUUUAAGUGAUUGUACUAGCGUUAAGUUUUUUCUUGUGGUUCUCUGAAGUCACUUUCAAUCUUUUCUCCCACCUCGCGAAGAUUUUUAGUGAUGUCGGGAUGUUAUUGUUAUAUGUAUCCUUCCCCUCUAUUUCUUAAGCAAAUUGAUAGUCGUGUCAUUCAAUAUCAUUCUCCUUUACUACACAUGAUGACUGGCAUAAUGGGAUUAUGAACCAAAAAAAGAAAAGCAAAGUUCACAAGGACAUUUGCCUCUGAAUAGUUAAGCAAUAUACUAGCUCUUAAUGG
Messenger RNA from Cuscuta campestris, 1966 nucleotides. NCBI's taxonomy places the organism in Eukaryota, Viridiplantae, Streptophyta, Magnoliopsida, Solanales, Convolvulaceae. The record is from the annotation of a GenBank genome assembly.